AUGCGACCCCCUCCCAAAAUAAUGCACCGGGAUAAUCGACGCGCCUUUGGCAGCGUUGGAAUGUUUCAACUGGCAAAUUCCACUCGCGUUUUUUUCCCAUCUCAAUUAGUUGGAGAGGUUUCAGAACUUUGUGUUUCCGGGUGAAAUCUCUAGCCCGAAGUUACAUGCCGGGGAUAUGAAGAUAGGAGAUGCAAAGCCGGCUGAGCACUAGGCGGCUGCAAGAACAGUGUAGGCUACGCAGGGAGGGGGAGAAAGGGAAGGGAGAGAAUAAGAAAAAAACGAACAGCAGCUGAGCUGUGCGUUUUUCACCUUCUGAAAAACAGGAAGCCAACGCCGAUCUGCCUACCUGGCCGCAUUGUCCUGCAGGGAGAAGACAGCGGGCUCUCACGGCUUUUGCCACGCAUCGGCAUAUUAUUUUUCUAAAGCCUAACUCUCGUUCUUGUGGAUUCAAACGCGAGAAGAACUGUCGUUCUUGUGGAUUCAAUCGAGAGAAAACAACUUUUAACUAGGCCUAUUUCCUCAUUCGUACGGUCGUUAUUUUCAUAUUCCCAAGAAGAAUAUAACUCAAGAUGCAGUGUCCCUCCCCUGACACCCCCAACAUGGAGGAAAGCCACAGGGAAUAGAAGCCUCCAGGAGACUAUAGGUCCUUAUGGUUGAGCUGGGUGUUGGUCCCUGCAAUGCCUCCUGCCAUGACAAACCUCAUGGACUUGUGGGCAGCCCACUCCCAGCUGUCUGGAGAGGACCUGGUCACUGUGGACUUCCUGCUACCCACCGGGAUCUACAUUCAGAUGGAUGUCCCCAGAGAGGCCACCAUACAACACAUCAAACUGCUCCUAUGGAAGCAGGCCCAGUCAUACCCCCUGUUCCCUUCUCUGGGGGAGAUGGAGGGCCACAUGUUUGAGUGUGUGAACCAGGCAGCGGUGCACGAGGAGCUGGAGGAUGAGACCAGGCGCCUCUGUGACGUCAGGCCCUUCUGGCCCAUGCUCAAACUGGUCACACGUAACUGUGGCCGCGCCGAACGCCUACUCGACUCCAAGAUCGGCGUGCUCAUCGGAAAAGGUCUCCACGAGCUGGACGCUCUGCAGGACCAGGAGGUGAAGGACUUCCGCAGUAAGAUGUUCCGUAUCAGCGAGGAGAAGAUGCAGCGGGUACAGCUGAUGACCUGGAGCGAGUGGCUGCAGGCCUGCUUCUCUCCGCAGCUGGAGCCAGGGGGAGGAGCCACACCCGUCACAGACGGUGUCAACGACAAACAGGCCGAGGCCAGCCUCAAAGUCACCAUGCACUUCGACCAGUCCCAGGACACAGCCAGUCUGAAGGUGUGGCCCAGCACCAGUCCCAGUGAGCUGAUGGAACAGGCGUUGAGGAAAUGGCUGACGACCCACGGCCCCGAGGAGGAGGGACGCCAGGCCGAGCAGUACGUUCUGAGGGUCAGCGAUAAGCUGGAGUUCCUCUGUGGAGACCACCCCCUGAUACAGUACAAGUACAUCAAAGCCUGUCUCCAGGCUAAGGAGUGUCCCCACCUGACCCUGGUCCAGGUCAGCACAGUCCAGGCCAUGUUCGAGAAGGAGAUCUCGGCCAUCGGAGCUGUGGUCAACCGCAAGAGCUCCAACCCCCCCUUACCCCUGCCCCCCAAGAGGAGGGGGCCCUCGCAAGUGAAUACGUGUGUAUGGGAGGUGUCUACCCAUUUUAAGAUCGUCCUAAUCAAAGGCAGCAAGGUGAACGCUGAGGAGACGGCCAAGAUCCAGGUACGUGCAGGCUUGUUCCAUGGCACAGAGCUGCUGUGUAAGCCAGCGGUGAGCAGCGAGAGCAGCGGACGCUCUGAACACGUGUGGAACCGCACGCUAGAGUUCGACAUUACCGUGAGCGACCUGCCGCGCAUGGCCCGCCUCUGCUUCGCCGUCUACGCCGUCAUGGACAAGGUCAAGAAGCAGAAGUCCACCAAGAACGCCCACAUCAACAAGUACCAGACCAUCCGCAAGUCUGGCAAAGUGCACUACCCUGUAGCCUGGGUGAACACCAUGGUGUUUGACUAUAAAGGACAGCUGAAGACUGGAGAUAUCAUCCUUCACAGCUGGUCUUCCUUUCCUGAUGAACUUGAAGAGAUGCUGAACCCCAUAGGAACCAUCCAGACCAACCCUUACACUGAGAACACUACAGCACUCCACAUCCACCUCCCUGACUACAACCCUCACACCAUCCUAUUCCCCCCCUUCGACAAGAUUCUGGAGAAAGCUGCAGAGAUCGCCGGGUCAAGCGACUGCUUGCCCAUGGGCCGAGGCGGUAAGAAGUUCCACAUUGAGCUGAAGGAGAUCAUGGAGAGGGACCCUCUGUCCCAGCUGUGUGAGAAUGAGAAGGACCUCAUCUGGACACUACGCUACGACUGCAUGGAGAACUUCCCCCAGUCACUGCCCAAACUGCUGCUCUCCGUCAAGUGGAGCAAACAUGAGGACAUGGCCCAGCUCCAGGCCUUGCUGCAGAUCUGGCCCAAGCUGAGUCCCAGGGACGCUCUGGAGCUGCUUGACUUUAACUAUCCAGACCAGUACGUCAGAGAGUACGCUGUGGGCUGCCUGAGGGAUAUGAGUGAUGAGGAGUUGUCUCAGUACCUGCUCCAGCUGGUCCAGGUGUUACGUUAUGAACCCUACUAUGACUGUGCCCUCACCCGCUUCCUACUGAACAGAGCCCAAUGCAACCGCAACAUAGGACACUUCCUCUUCUGGCAUCUCAGGUCAGAGAUGCACAUGCCAGCCGUCGCUGUCCAGUUCUCUCUCAUUCUGGAGGCUUACUGUCGCGGCAGCAUCCCUCACAUUGAGGUCCUGAAGAAACAGGUGGAGGCUCUGAGCAAGCUGAAGUCUGUAAAUGAGCUGAUCAAGCUGGGCACCAUCAAGAACGCCCGCAGUAAGACCAAGGAGGCCAUGCUCACCAAAGAGGCCAUGAUGACUUGUCUGAGACAGAGUGGCUACACAGAGACCCUCUCUGACCUGCACUCCCCUCUCAAUCCCAGUGUCCUGCUCUCUGGAAUCAAUGUGGAGAAGUGUCGGUACAUGGACUCUAAGAUGAAGCCUCUGUGGAUCGUCUACAACAACAAGCUGCUGGGGGGAGACACCCUGGGAAUCAUCUUCAAGAAUGGAGACGACCUGAGACAAGACAUGUUGACACUGCAGAUCUUGAGGUUGAUGGAUCUGCUAUGGAAGGAGGCCAAUCUGGACCUUAGAAUUGUGCCUUACGGUUGCCUAGCGACUGGUGACCGAUCCGGGCUGAUCGAGGUGGUGUCGUCGGCGGAUACCAUCGCCAACAUCCAGCUGACCAGUAGCAACGUUGCGGCCGCCGCAGCCUUCAACAAGGACGCACUGCUCAACUGGCUCAAAGAGAAGAACUCUGGAGAUGCUCUGGAGAAGGCGAUCGAGGAGUUCACCCUGUCAUGUGCAGGCUACUGCGUGGCCACCUACGUCCUGGGGAUAGGUGACCGCCACAGUGACAACAUCAUGGUCCGCAGCACUGGACAGCUCUUCCACAUAGACUUUGGGCAUAUCCUGGGGAACUUCAAGUCCAAGUUUGGCAUCAAGAGGGAACGCGUCCCCUUCAUCCUGACCCAUGACUUCAUCCACGUCAUCCAACAGGGAAAGACGGGCAACACUGAGAAGUUUGGCAGUUUCCGUAAUUACUGUGAACAAGCCUACCUGAUUCUGAGGCGGAAUGGGAACCUCUUCAUCACCCUGUUUGCCCUCAUGCUGACUGCUGGACUGCCAGAGCUCACCUCGGUCAAGGAUAUACAGUACCUAAAAGACUCUCUGGCCCUGGGGAAGACCGACGACGAGGCACUGAAACAGUUCCGCCAGAAGUUUGACGAGGCGCUGAGAGAGAGCUGGACCACCAAAGUCAACUGGAUGGCCCACAACGUGGUCAAGGACAACCGCUCCUAGAACAGACAGACAUCCUGAAGCUGGAGGGUUAAAGGUCAGGGGUUAGGAGGGUCUGAGGUCUAUCCAGGGCUGGGACAACCGUGAUUGAGCGGGCUAAGGUGUUGCUAAGGGGCGAAGACCAGACAGGACUGGACUUGGGGCCUUAAAGAAGGGAACCUAGAAGACCAUCUUAAACACACAUGCUCUUACAGGCUUAAAAUCCCCCUCCCUUUGCCUUUCCUCUGGCCUUUGAAGCUGCUGUGUGCCUCCAGCCAGUCCAGCAGUCCCAUUGUCUCUCCCUGAUCUUGUGACAUAUUUGUGGGUAAUGUGGUUGCGUGUUUUGCACUCGCUCAGUGAGAGUCAGAGCCCAACACCUGAGGAAUAGUGUGGUUUCUCCGACCCCCCCCCCCCCCCCCCCCUCCGUUGUAAAUGGACUGCCCCCUUGGAGCCUGGACUAGACUGAACUAAUGAGGAAGGGGACAGGGGUGGUUGUCAGCAGGACUUCUGAUCUGCCUCGUGUUGGACUUAAAGGGAGAGGUUGGGGUUGAUCACACCCACUCCAGGCCUUGCACCAGACAGUUUGAUUGACAGCACACGUAGAGACUGGGUGUGUAAAGACUGAGGACCAAAGUGGCUCACCCGCGUGUCUUUAAAUGACACCAAAACGUGCUCAUGGCCAGAGGAAGUGGGUCUUAUUGGACUUUUCCUCACGAGGCUCCAGUCCAUCUUGAAAGUGUGCCUGAAAACUGGAACAGAUUGUAUCUUUUAGGUUUUUUUCAUCUUUUUAUUUUAUUGCCAUUUAAGAUUUAAUUCUAUCUAAGAUGUUUAAGAUGUAUAUGUGCCAGACUACUAGAGACAGAGUUAGAGAGAGAGACCCUCUGAUCCUGUGGUCUUGAGAAAGAGUCACUCAUGACCAAAUUCUCUGGACGCCUCCUCCCGACAGCUAAAGAAAAGUUUAUGUGCAGGUUUUUCAACUUUACGCACUCCUCUGUCCCCUCCUAGUAGCUAGCUAGUUAUUUCCCUCGCUGUAACCUUAACAGAACUGCGGGAAAGCAGUGCUCAGCAAGCUGGGGCAAAGAACACUGAUUUGGCGUGCAUGCUGUGCACUCCACACUGAAUACACCAUCCCGGUGACAUCCAGAUGGUUACCAAUAUUAUAAUAUUUCUCAUGAAGGCUGCUAUCCUACUUGGAAUAAAACAAACUCUAGGGAAAGAUUUGGCUGAGUUAACAUUCGCCGAUUUGAUUUGGUGGUUUAGCUCUAGGGAAGAGGCAUCCAUGUGGGUGGGGCGGUUCAAUUUGGUCACGCAGCUUCUGUCUUUGAGAAAAGGGGUGAAUUGGACCAUCAAACACUGGCACCAUUUUGAAGAAAGGACGGAGAGAGAGAGCUUAAAAUGUUUCUAACACUUUAUUUUGUGUUCCUGCUUGGGAAUGUGGAUGUAACAUUCCUGUGUUCCAUUUUAUCAAAUCAUGGUGUUUGUUGGGUAAACAGAACAGACACAAAGGGUGCGUCAUCACCACACUACCCCAUAGAGGUAUUAUCACUACCCCAUAGAGAUUCUGUCUUAGACAGACUUGCCUAAGGAUGCCAGAACUAGUCUUUCAAAGCACAAAACUGCUUACAUGAUAACCACAAUGAAAGAACUCACUAAGAAAUAACCGAAGCAUGUAACUAAAAUGCCUUUUAGGACCAAAACAAAAGUGAACUUUGUCGUUUUAGGUUUGUUUUUACUGUGUUUUUAAUAAUCUGUUCAAAAAUCGAAUGUUUGUGUGAAAAAUGUCUUUUUUUUUACAUCAGCUGAAAUGGGUGGAGUUUUGGACCUUUGGGAGGGGUUUGCCAGCAGAAGGUGUAACACUGCGAUUCAAAGCUACUUCCUGGGUUUGUCAUGAGGGGCUCUUCCAGUAUCCGUGUUUUGAUUUUGUGCAAUAUCCGUAUAGGAGUCUACAUGUAUAUUAUGUAAAUGAACCCUUGGGCUCUAAUGCCUGAGGCUAUAAUGGUUGUCACUGUGGGUUCAUGUGUAUUGCUGCUUUGUUUCUCACCGCUAGCCUUCUUAAGUCUCUCAGACACUGAAUAUUGUCAAAUGUACAGGCUUUUAUGGUUUUCCAGUUUUUUGUUUUCAUAUGAGUUUUAUUAAAGUUAUUUUCCAUCUAACGGCA
Molecule: messenger RNA, 6054 nt
Organism: Oncorhynchus mykiss (rainbow trout)
Lineage: Eukaryota; Metazoa; Chordata; Actinopteri; Salmoniformes; Salmonidae
Product: phosphatidylinositol 4,5-bisphosphate 3-kinase catalytic subunit beta isoform
Biological process (GO): phosphatidylinositol-3-phosphate biosynthetic process; phosphatidylinositol-mediated signaling; phosphatidylinositol 3-kinase/protein kinase B signal transduction
Cellular component (GO): phosphatidylinositol 3-kinase complex; cytoplasm; plasma membrane
Molecular function (GO): 1-phosphatidylinositol-4-phosphate 3-kinase activity; 1-phosphatidylinositol-3-kinase activity
Source: RefSeq, a predicted model, not a curated record